AUGAAUCUGCCGGCUGAUGCGGCUGAUAUAUUGAUCACGAAAAUGCGGACCAGAAUUUUCGUGGAGACGAAAAAUUUGGUGAAAAAAGAUCUUGGAGAGGUAUGUAGUAGUUUGUCGGGUCCUUCUUGCCACUUCGAACGGGUGGGUGGAAACACUAGGAAAACUAGCAGGGAAACGACGCUAGUUGGUGGAGUUAUUCCGGAUCAUUAUAUCAGCGACUCGCCAGGGUUCGAUGCGUUAGCUGCGGCAAUGCCGUAUGAUGUGUGGGAAUUCGAUCCGACGAGUCUUCCUGAUUUGUUGCUACCUCCUCCCGUUGAGAAGUACGAGGGCAAAAUGCUAGAUUUGAAGCAACAAGCUGUCGGGCGACGGGGGAGAUGGCUCGUGGAUGAUUCUUAUCGAGCGGAGAAGGGAACGUCAUUGCCCACAUAUAUUCGAUUUUCGAAACCAGUGUUAGCUCGAAAAAUAUGGAUAGAAUUGGAUUCGCCGAUUCCAGAGGAGACAGUUAAUGUUAAAGGGGAGAAAGAAAAGGAAAAAGUGGGAAAAAAGAGGAGAAAACAACAGGCUGCGAUUGUGAUUCUGCGGAGAGGAACGGAGACUGUUUGGUCCAGUAGAAUGCUCAUUGGAUCGACGACUGUUGAUUUGCAUGAUGCGAUUAGUGGUGGAUACGAAUUAGAGUUUGGCAAUUCGACUGGCGGGCCGCUGACGGUAGCUGAGACCGUUUUAGGUGAUGAAUCGAAAUCGAUUAUCACGUCGCAUUUGCUGAAGUUGUUGGCGGCGAAUGACGAAAUUCCACUAGAGUUGCGGAGAGAAUUGGAAGGCAGAAAAGAUGAAGUUGAGGAGUUAGCACAUAGAGUGCUAACUAGAAUAAUGAUGUUGGCUAACAUUACUGUCAAGUUGUCGAGGAUGCGAUAG
Perkinsus marinus ATCC 50983 is the source of this 912-nucleotide messenger RNA. RefSeq lists its product as hypothetical. Bases 1 to 912 code for a protein of 303 amino acids. Lineage: Eukaryota; Perkinsozoa; Perkinsida; Perkinsidae. The record is from RefSeq and is a predicted model, not a curated record. The transcript is spliced from 10 exons.